Messenger RNA from Laccaria bicolor S238N-H82, 3363 nucleotides. RefSeq lists its product as uncharacterized. Gene Ontology annotation, biological process: response to oxidative stress. Gene Ontology annotation, molecular function: monooxygenase activity; peroxidase activity; oxidoreductase activity, acting on paired donors, with incorporation or reduction of molecular oxygen. NCBI's taxonomy places the organism in Eukaryota, Fungi, Basidiomycota, Agaricomycetes, Agaricales, Hydnangiaceae. The record is from RefSeq and is a predicted model, not a curated record. Bases 1 to 3363 code for a protein of 1120 amino acids. The transcript is spliced from 23 exons.
AUGUCCCUUCGGUAUAUUCGUGACCGGAUCGUCAAGCGCGUUGACUUCAUCGCCGAAAGUCGCGCUCCCCUCGACACUGAUGGCGCGCAUCCGCAAAGCCACGUUUUUGAAAAGACGGUGACAGAGAUACACGAACUCCUCGUCAAACCCGCUUUUCAAGUUUCAGAUCUAGGCGCGUACUGGGAUGCGAUUCAAAAUCUGAGCACUGUUGGCCUCAACGACCGGGACUUGCUGCUUGAAAAAGUUCUCGUGUUGAUGUCGAGACUUCAACACACCAAAAUAUCGCUGAAGGUCCAACAGUUCGUCAUAAACCUCCUUUACAAGGAUCUGCCCCACCCACCAAGCGGCUAUUUGGGCCUUUCUCCGUCAUCUACCCUUUGCCAUCACCACAAGACAUUAGAAGACGCCUCCACACAUGCCCUUGUGAAAUAUGCUUAUCGCGCUGCUGAUGGAUCAAACUACAAUCCCCUCUUCCCCACACUCGGCAAAGCAGGGUCACCUUACGCCCGUUCCGUACCCUCCGCAAACAUCGUGCCGAGUUCCGCCCUCCCUGAUCCUGAACUGGUCUUCGAUACCCUCCUUCGACGCCAAAAGUUCGUCCCACACCCCGGAGGCAUUUCUUCCCUAUUCUUCGCGUUCGCGGAUCUGGUGAUCCACAGCAUCUUCAACACCAACCACUUCGACUGGUCGAUCAACGACGCAAGCAGUUACCUCGAUCUUAGCGUACUCUACGGUAGCUCCGAGUCGCAAGUCAAUUCAGUCAGGAGGAGAGAUGGAACUGGAAAAUUGUUCGAUGAUGUUUUCGCGGAUAGUCGUUUGCUAUUCAUGCCCCCAGCAAGCUGUGCGCUGUUGGUUUUGCUCAACAGGAAUCAUAAUUACAUUGCGGAGAAAAUCUUGAAUAUCAAUGAAAACGGCAAUCUCAGCUCGCCGCCUCCCGAAGACGAAAAGUUACGGCUGGCGCAAGAUGACGAAAUCUUUCAUCGAGCCCGCCUCGUAAAUUGUGGAUAUUUCAUGCAUAUCAUUCUCGGAGAUUAUGUAGGCGCAAUCUUGGGGCUCGUCCGUGAUGAAUCCGACUGGCGUCUCGAUCCCCUCAUGACGAUGCGUGAAAUCAGUCACGAAUUUGUCCCACAGGGUGAAGGCAACGUGGUUUCCAUAGAGUUCAACCUCCUCUAUAGGUGGCAUGCAACGCUGUCUGCACAGGACGAGAAAUGGACGGAAGGAGAGUUCAACAAGCUCUUCAAGGGCAAAAAUCCCAACGACGUUACCAUUGAAGAUUUCAAAAACGCGGCCCAUGAAUUUAUGUUACCCCCGAAGGACCCCAGAGUCUGGACUUUCAAAGAUUUGAAGCGGGAUGACAAGGGCCGUUUCAACGAUGCCGACCUUGCACAGAUUUUGCAAGAUGCUACAGAAUGGCGCGCAGGAGCAUAUGGAGCGCGAGGAACUCCUGAAGUUCUCAGAGUGAUUGAGAUUAUGGGGAUGAAACAGGCGAGGUCUUGGGGAACUUGUUCGCUUAACGAGUUCAGGAAGUUUUUGGGGCUCAGGCCAUACGAGACAUUUGCAGAGUGGAAUCCAGAUCGUGAAAUCCAUACCGCAGCGGCUGCAUUGUACAGAGACAUUGACAACUUGGAGCUCCACGUCGGUCUGCAAGCAGAGCAAACUAAAAAGCCCGGGCCAGGAGCUGGCUUGUGCCCUGGUUACACCAUCUCACGCUCCAUUCUUGCUGAUGCAGUUUGCCUCACUCGAGGAGAUCGUUUCUUGACUGUGGACUUCAAUCCCUUCAAUCUUACCUCUUGGGGAUAUCAAGACUGUCAAUACGACAAGAAAGACGGUUCAUACGGCGGUUUACUUACGAAGUUGCUUUUCCGCACAUUGCCGGAGCACUACCAACGGGGAUCAGCAUACGCCCACUUCCCUUUCUUGGACCCCGUAUUCAUGAGAGAAGAAAACUUGGCGAAGACAAACCCAUCUCUAGUCGACAAGUACAUCUGGACUCGGCCGCGCCAGGAUUCACCCACCGUUCCUUUCGACACUCUUGAGAGUGUCAAGAAAGUUCUAAAGGACCCUCACUUUGUGUCUGCCUACGACCAUCGACUUUAUAACGUAGUGAAACCUUUCCUGCCAAAGAAACGCCCAUCAGCAUUCACGACCGUGUCGAAGAGAUUGAGCAUUAUCAAGAAGUCGACUCCGACGACAGCGGUCACGCCUACGAAAGAAAACGAGGUUCCAGAAGCCAUAAGGCAUCUUCAUGAAGGGGUCUCACAAGUCUCCAGCCUGAUUCAUGGAGAAUCUACGGCCGACUGGGUGGCUUUCUUCAGCAAAGCGACCGAAGAUUUAAUCAAGGCAAAGGCGUUUGAACCCGUGUCGAAAGGCGUGAAAUACGUAGAUAUCGUCAAGGACGUUAUCAACAUUUUGCCGAUCCAUUGGAUAUCACAUAGCAUUGCUGGCCUACCCCUGAAGACGAGCGCGAAUCCCGGCGGUGUGUGGUACGAGCAGGACACUUACCACAAGUUCGCGGUCAUAGCGAGCUAUGUUUACCUUAAUUUCGACCCGGUCAACGAUUGGCAUCUACGAGAAUCCUCUCAGCGGUAUUCUGCUGAGAUCCUUGACAUUAUUCAUGCCCACAUCGAAAAGCUCACCGGUAUCCAGCUCUCGAUUCCGGACGCCUUGAAUCACCUUAGUAUUGGUGCUUCAAACAAGAGCCACGAUUUCUUAAAGAAAGUCAUUGACGCAAAUGGGAAGAAUAAUACCCGGCAUGAGUUGGCAGCACAAGUUUUCUCGGCUACCAUUCCCACUGCACCCCUCUAUUCUCAAGCGAUCGCAAAGGUUGUCGACUUUUAUCUCGCCAGGGAGCAAGCAGUGGCGCGACAAGAAAUCGUAAACCUGGCAAAUUCCAAAGAUAAAGACGCCCCCUCCAAAAUCCUGGCAUAUGUCCGUGAAGCAUUGCGAUUAAACCCUACUGUGGCAGGUGUUUACCGUACAGCCGCUCAGGAUGUCCUUGUUGGCUCAAAGCGAGUUAAUGCCACCGAGCACGCCUUUGCCAGCAUCGUGAAGGCGAAUUUAGACCCCGAAGUUUUCGGUCCCCACCCAUCUGUGGCUAGUUACUCUCGGCCAGCCGACAAGGCAGGCAUAACGACUAUUGGGGACUUUGGAUUGCUGUCGCCCGUCUUUUUUGACGCUACCGCUCCAGUGAUUCUUGGAAAAAUCCUAUCAUUAAAGAACUUGAAACCAGCACCUGGAAAAUCUGGUACCCUCCUCAGCUUCAAAGAAAAUUGGAACGGUACCCCGAGCACGCAGUACAUCAACACCGAGGGAAUCGUUGGACCAUUCCCGGACUCUCUGCUUGUUCAAUUCACACCAGCUUGA